This is a messenger RNA of Taeniopygia guttata (zebra finch), 1281 nucleotides long. RefSeq names its product surfactant protein C (gene SFTPC). Gene Ontology annotation, cellular component: alveolar lamellar body; extracellular region. Lineage: Eukaryota; Metazoa; Chordata; Aves; Passeriformes; Estrildidae. Gene Ontology annotation, biological process: respiratory gaseous exchange by respiratory system. The record is from RefSeq and is a predicted model, not a curated record.
CGCUGCCCGUGCCAGCUCCUUCCCCUGCCCGCUGCGGCCGCAGCACGCCGGGCAGCGAUCCACGCCGCCCCGGGCACCCGGCCGUCCCUGGCACCCAUCUCCCCCAUGCCAGGCGUCCAUCUGCGCCGGGCCUGGCACGGAGCCCGCGGGAACAAUGAGUCCAGCCAGCUCCUUCCCCGUCCCGGGGGGGGCUCGCACAGCUGCCCGUGCAGAACCAGGGGUGCAGCCCCCCAGCCCCCACUGGGACCCCUCCUGCCGCACUCCCGGGCUGGGUGUGGAGGGCGGGCGCUGCCCAGUGUUUGCCUUGGCACCCGCAAAUGGCACGGAAGGGCCCUCCGGAGGUUUUUUUGUCCCCUCCCUGGCUCUUGUGCGCGCUCAGCAAACAGCACAAGCGGCUCUCGGCAGCUGGAGUGGCCCCAGCCUUCCCCGGCCACCCGGGAUCCUAUAAAUGCCCCCGGGCCCACGCUGGCAAAGGGACAGGAGCGCACGGGGAGAUGGACGACAGCUCCAAAGAGGCGCUGAUGGAGGAGGCACCUCCGAGGUACACGGAGUCCCCGCGCCUGCCCUGCAUCCCCCACGAGCUCAAGAGCCUCUUGCUGAUGGUGGCCCUCGUGGUGGUGGCCCUCGUGGUGGUCAACGUCACCUUCCUCCUGCUGGGGCUGCACCUCAGCGAGUCACACGCCGAGACGGUGCUGCGAAUGACCAUCCACGGGCUGGAUGGCGACGGGACCCCGCAGCAGCUCGCCAUGAGCAAGAAGGAGCGGAGCGGGACGUUCGCGGUGCGGGACGGGCACAACGCCACGGCCGCGGUGGUGUACGACUACAGCAAGCUGCUGCUGGGAUACAGGUCCUGGAGCCGCCGCGCCUGCCUCAUCACCCGCCUGGACAAGGACAACUUGCCGGGGCUGGACGCUGUCACCGAGACCUUCCAGCGGCGGCAGGACGAGGACGUUGGGGACAAGGCCGUGCCCCUGGCUGACCGCUCCAUCCUGGGCACCACCAUCAACAUCCUCUGCAGCGCCGUGCCCGUGUUCUGGGUGUAGCAGCAGCUCCCAGCGGGAUGGGACAGCCACACGGGGAUGUCGCCGUCCCCCAGGAGGGAUAGCCGGGAAUGUCUCCUCCUCCUCCUUGUCCCCACCCUGGGGACAGCCACCCCGCCACGGGGCCGCUCCAUCCACUGUCGCUUGGCACCGCGGCUUUCCCACGGAUCUCGCCCUAAAAAAAUGUGGGAUUUGCUUUGGGAUUUGCUUCUGUCUACAAAGUAAAGCCUGUGCCUCCGCC